AUGAUCAGGACACCUUCUGGCAGACAUUAUGAUGCGACGUUUACAAGCAUUGCUAUGAUUCUCACGCUUCUACUGCUCCAGCCCUUUCUCGGUGCCUCAUUUCAACAGAGAUCUGCUUCCUUGCUUGGCAUUUCGACGACGACAGGGGUCUUCUCCGCUGCUUUUGUUGACGAGACAGCUGAUGCUGUUGUCACCACGGAAGAUCCACCAAUUGUGCCCUCUCAAUGGGACGAGCAAUUUGAAGAGCUCCUUUUAUUCCAGGACGAGCACGGCCAUUGCAACUUUCCUCAGAAUCCUACUGCGACACUUGAGAAGGAAUAUCCAACACUGGCGAGUUUCUGUCGUGUUCAGCGCAUCGAAUGCAAUAAGUACAAGGGGUGCAGUACCAGUCAUUCGAGGAACCUACGACAAUUUGAUAGGGGUGUUCGUUGUCGUCGACUGGAGGAGCUUGGAUUUGAAUUCAACAGGAACAAAGCCUGCUGGUAUGACAGGUACCAUGAGCUCGUAGAAUUCCACCGUAACAAUGGUCAUGUCCGUGUCAGCCGUAGGAAAAAUGCUUCUCUUUCCACUUGGGUAGGGGAUCAAAGUCGAAGGCGGAGGCGACAUGAAGGAUACCCAAGUCUUUCUGAGACACAAAUCAACCUCUUGAACAGACUUGACUUCUCCUGGGAAUGUAGUAGUAGGCAAACAUGGAUGGAAAUGUACGACCAGCUUGUUGCCUUUCGUAACGAACACGGGAACAUGAGUGUGACCCGUUCAUGGAACGAGUCUCUGUAUUGCUGGAUUUACAAGCAACGAUAUAAUAAUAAUCUCUCAGAAACACGACGGAAGUUACUGGAUGAUAUUGGGUUUAAUUGGAACUCAAACGAUGCAGAGAUCAGAUGGUAUGCGUCUUACGAUAAGCUUGUCGAAUUCAAGAACAAGCAUGGACAUUUCUGGGUACCAAAGGACAAUUCCUUAUUUCAUUGGAUUCAUUGGCAACGGCAUAGACGUGAUCCUCUCCCCGACGAUCGGAUAAGAUUGUUGGAUGAAAUUGAUUUCCCUUGGAUUCCAAACCGUUACGAUGCUUUGUGGCUUGACCAGUACAACGCUUUCGUACGAUUCCAAAAGAAUCAUGGACAUUGCUGGCCAAAGGAACCAACUCAUCCGAAGCAGUAUUCGUGGUCACAUACACAACGGAUGAAACGGGAGAAAGGUCGACUUACAAAGGAGCAAAUAACUUUAUUGGACAAAAUUGGUUUUCCUUGGGAACGCAAACGGAAAAUCUGGAUUGAGAUGUACAACAAACUUGUUGAGUACUGCCACCUGCACGGCCACCUUCAGGUCAAUAAAGACGACGAUCCAGAUCUCUACGAUUGGAUGACUACUCAACGGAAAAGGUAUCACGGCAUUAUCACGGAACCAGCAAUCACAGAGAAUCAAAUCGAUCACUUGGAAGAGCUUCACUUUUGCUGGUCGCUGGAUUGGAAGGAGCGAGUGUGGCAUGGAAAGUAUACAGAAGUUGUCGAGCUCUACAAGGAAGAGGGGCAUAUUCAGGUUAAGAAAAAGGACAACCCAAGUAUCUACAAUUGGAUUCAGACACAGAAGGAACGGUACAAGGGAACGGACGGAUACAGGCCACUGUCGGACGAGGAAUUUGAACUAUUGGAACAAAUUGACUUUGCAUUCCUCAAAGACCAGCCGCGGAUGGCUUGGAAUUCGAUGUAUGCCGAACUGGUUAGGUAUCGGGACGAACAUGAUGGGCGACUCCCGGGUCAUAAGGACGACCCAAAACUGAAUCGUUGGAUGAGGCAGCAACGACACAGGCAGAGAAGCGAAUUUGGAUAUGUGUUACUUUCAGAUGAGCAAAAGACAGUAUUGGAGAGCAUUGAAUGUCCAAUGUUGCCAAUCGGAAAGCGUUUGAGAGCUUGGUAUGUGAAAUACGAUGAACUGGUGGAAUUUUGGAAGCAACAUGGGCAUUUCCUAGUACGGCGAGAUGACAAUCGUAGUUUAUGUUUGUGGCUGGGAAGGCAGCGACGUAAAUACAAAAGGGAGGGUAUACGGAGUGAGCAACUCUCCAGAUCGCAGAUCUAUUUGUUGGAGCGGAUUGAGUUUCCUUGGGAAUCAAAUCGUGAGGAAAUAGAGUGGCAAGGCCAGUAUGAUGAGCUUGUCCUGUUUUUGAAGGCGAAUGGUCGGUUUCCAGGAAGCCUCUCUGAGCAUCCACAGUUAUACAAAUGGAUAGUAUACCAGCGACAAAGAUACAAAGGUCAAGGAGGAAGGCCCGAUAUUUCUGAUCACCAGAUCCAUCAAUUGGAGAAGAUUGGUUUUCGUUGGUCCAUCAGGGAGUAG
This is a messenger RNA of Cylindrotheca closterium, 2328 nucleotides long. The record is from the annotation of a GenBank genome assembly. Lineage: Eukaryota; Bacillariophyta; Bacillariophyceae; Bacillariales; Bacillariaceae.